Molecule: messenger RNA, 1225 nt
Organism: Biomphalaria glabrata
Lineage: Eukaryota; Metazoa; Mollusca; Gastropoda; Planorbidae
Product: peptidyl-prolyl cis-trans isomerase A-like
Exons: 5
Coding region: 95-586 (163 amino acids)
Biological process (GO): protein peptidyl-prolyl isomerization; protein folding
Molecular function (GO): peptidyl-prolyl cis-trans isomerase activity
Source: RefSeq, a predicted model, not a curated record
UCACAGAGGUUAAGGACGCUUCAGGCCAUAGGUUGACACCCGGUCUCAUCGAAGGACGGUAUUUUGGGGAAGUUAGUUUAUAAAGAAUAUCAAAAUGGUGCAGAAAGUGUAUUUUGAUAUUGCGAAAGAUGGCCAACCCCUUGGCAGGGUUAUUUUUCAGUUGUUUAACGAUGAUGUUCCAAAAACAGCAGAAAAUUUUCGUGCUCUUUGUACUGGUGAAAAAGGAUAUGGUUAUAAAGGCAGCACUUUUCAUAGAAUAAUUCCUGGUUUUAUGUGCCAAGGCGGAGACUUUACUAACCACAAUGGCACUGGUGGAAAGAGUAUCUAUGGUGAAAAGUUUAAGGAUGAAAACUUUAAGCUAAAACAUGAAGGUCCAGGAAUUUUGUCCAUGGCCAAUGCAGGACCUAACACCAAUGGUUCCCAGUUUUUUAUUUGCACUGAAAAGACAGACUGGUUGGAUGGCAAGCAUGUUGUAUUUGGUAAAGUCAUUGAAGGCAUGGAGGUGGUCAGGGCCAUGGAGGCAUGUGGUAGUCCAGAUGGCAAGCCCAAGAGCAAAGUGACCAUAGCUGACUGUGGUCAGUUGUAGGAGAGAAUGCACUUCACUUUUUUUCCCUCUAACAUUUGUUUGUUGCACUCGUCAAGAGACAAACAUCACCUCUGCACUAGUUGGCUACUUUACUUUUCAACUAUUUAGUUCAUGCUGUUCCAUUAUUUUAAUAUACACAAUUAUUUUUACACAUUAAUGUAGAACAAAAGUUUGAUGUUUAAUUUUUUGUUAAUGUUGUCUGUGUAUAACUGACUGUAUCAUGUGUUCUUAGUCUCAAAUAUUGUAACGGCUUUGAAUUUCAACUUUCUUGUCAAAAAGUUUAUUCAUAUUGUAUUUUUUUUUAGGAUAUGAACAAAAAUUAAAUAAAAAAAAUUGUGUUAUCAAGCUAUUGCUCAAACAAUUUUGAUUGAUUCCAGUUUAUUUAUCUGCCUCUGCUACACUGGGUUGUUCUAGCAAUCUCAUAUUACCACUCAAUGACCCUGACCCAGAGAGUAGUGACAUUUUGUGUUUGUUCUGCUUUUUUUUUUUACUUCUAUACAUUUAGAUCUGGAUCCAUUAUUUGUUUUCUGUUGAGAACUAUUUCAUUGUAUACUCAAAGAUUUGAUUUGUUGUUGAAGUAGAUGACAAAGAAACUGACAUGAUCUUCUCAGUUGGAAUAAACAUCUUUCCAUUUCCUUA